Messenger RNA from Endocarpon pusillum Z07020, 2001 nucleotides. Its product is annotated as Glucokinase. The record is from RefSeq and is a predicted model, not a curated record. The coding region runs from base 1 to 2001 and encodes 666 amino acids. Gene Ontology annotation, biological process: glycolytic process; intracellular glucose homeostasis; glucose 6-phosphate metabolic process. NCBI's taxonomy places the organism in Eukaryota, Fungi, Ascomycota, Eurotiomycetes, Verrucariales, Verrucariaceae. Gene Ontology annotation, cellular component: mitochondrion; cytosol. Gene Ontology annotation, molecular function: ATP binding; D-glucose binding; glucokinase activity. The transcript is spliced from 4 exons.
AUGGCGCUCGCUGCAGAAGCAAAGCGGAUUGCUGCAGAGUUCGACUACUCAACUGAGGAAGUCGGAAAAGGUGUUAAAGAAUUCAUCCGGGAAAUGGACGAAGGUCUGGAGAAGCAAGGGGCGACAAUGAGCCAGAUACCCUCCUACGUUACUGCGGUCCCCAAUGGAACUGAGAAGGGCAUCUAUCUUGCGGUUGACCUCGGUGGCACGAACUUUCGUGUUUGCAGCAUUGUGCUGCACGGUAACCAGACCUUUUCUCUGACGCAGUCCAAAGUUGCCGUACCUCAUGCUUUGAUGGAGGCCAAGAAAGCACACGAGCUUUUUGAGUUCCUCGCAAAACAAAUUGAGAUAUUCUUAAAGACCCAUCAUAACGACAAGUUCGAAGCUCAUCGGCGUCGACCAUCUCAGCAACAGUAUCUCGACCUUGGGUUCACAUUCUCCUUCCCAGUGAAUCAGUUAGGCAUCAACAAGGGAAAAUUGAUAAGGUGGACGAAAGGGUUCGACAUCGAGGAAGCGAUUGGCCAGGAUGUUUGUGCUCUCCUGCAGAAAGAGAUCGAUGCCCUCAACCUGCCAGUCAUUGUUGCCGCACUGGUCAACGAUACUGUCGGAACGCUUAUGGCUAGAUCUUAUACCUCUCCAGGCAAGACAGGAACCCUGAUUGGUGCCAUCUUUGGGACUGGAACAAACGGCGCAUACGUGGAGAAAUUGAAUAGGGUGAAGAAGAUGGCACAGAUUGACGCCGAAUUGGGCUCAGCGGCAUAUGACAAAUCCACAGGUCUUAUGAUCAUCAACACAGAAUGGGGUUCUUUCGAUAAUAACCUGUCGGUCCUACCUGAUACCCCUUAUGACCGAGCGCUCGAUGCUGAGUCAGUCAAUCCUGGCAUUCAGAUGUUCGAGAAACGUGUCAGUGGUAUGUUCCUGGGCGAGAUUCUUCGUCGCGCCAUUCUUGCUCUUUAUAAGCAUCAGGAUGAAAAUAUCGCAUUGUUUAAGGAUACUUCCUCUGCUGAUAACGACACAUCAUCAUUGACCACUGUGGCGGAAGACUCCCCCCUGUACAAACAGUGGGGCAUCGAUACCUCUUUCUUGUCGAUCGUCGAGGAGGAUGCUUCUGAUCGUCUGCGCAUUACGAAGCAAACUUUAGAAAAAGACCUCGGCGUUAGUGCACCCAGCAUGGAAGAUUGUGUUGCCGUCAAAACACUUGUACAUGCCAUUGGAAAACGAGCGGCACGUCUUGCAGCGGUCGCUCUCGGUGCUGUGGUACUUUCCACCAACAAGCUGCAAGAGGAUGAUUUGGUUGACAUCGGCGUUGAUGGAUCUCUUGUUGAAUAUUAUCCUGGAUUUGAGGAUUAUAUACGGGAGGCAUUCCGAGAGAUUCCUGAAAUUGGAGUGGAAGGCGAGAAGAAGAUUAGAAUCGGGCUUGCAAAGGAUGGAAGUGGAUUGGGAGCUGCUCUGAUUGCGCUGACAGCGUCCAAAGCGGAGGAGAGGGGAGAGUUUUCGCAAGAACUAGUCGACUCGCUACAAGCCUCAUCUGAAACCAACGCUUCGCGCGCCAAAGCCCUCGAACUGCACAUCGCCUCCCGCGUCGCCGCCGAACUAGCCGCCCUCGAGAGAAAAGAAGACGAAACCCUCAGAUCGCUGCGCGAAUCCCUCUCCUCCGAACUCUCCUCCUCCUCCACCACUCCAUCCAAGGACCAAUCCAACGAAUCUCGUCUUCUAGACCUCCCUUCUAUCCCCGCACCCGCCGACGCAGCUGCACGAGAAGAUGCGAGACAGGCACAGAGUUCAGCGAAGGUGUUUGAGGAGCUGGAGAAGUUGAGGAAGGGACUCAGUGAAAGGAAGAAGGUGAGGGAGAUGCCGAGGGAGGUGGAGAGGACAAGGGAGGAUUUGGUGGGCUGUUUGAGGAAGAAUGAUCGGAGGCCGUUGGAUUGUUGGAGGGAGGUCGAGGCAUUCAAGGCAGCUGUGGCGAAGAUGGAGGAGGAUUUUAUCGGGAGGGUGUUGUAG